AGGCGUUAAAACCUCUAAUAUUUUAUCUACGAUUCAAUGCGCGUCUUACAUACUGAUUUGAAGACGUCAAAGUUUCCUCUUCGAUAUGUAGUUGAAUCUUGAUAAAAUUACUUCUGGUUUUAUAUAUAUUGUAGUUGGUGUGUUUAGUGUAAGAAAUACAGCAGGACACUGGUAGAACGAAAGCUAGAAGCUAGAAUAGAAAAUGACAAGACAGAUUUAUUGCCAAAUUGUUAGUAUUGUGAUAAUAUCAGAUACAUUCGGAAAAAAAUGUUGUUAGAAUCAAAAGUGUACCUGCAAUUGUAAUUGCACAUACUUGAGAUAUACUUACAGAAGAAGAAGAAAAUACAAAAAUGGACAGUUUUACCUGUUUCGUGAAAUUGCUGCAAAAGAAAGUUGAUCUACUGAAAAAAGAAGAAUUGCAAUGUUUGGGGGAUUCGAUUUUGAAGUUGCUGAAGAAGUAAAACGAGAUUUUUAUUGCGUCAUUUGCCUUAAUCUAAUGAGAAAUGCUAUGGAGCUAACAUGUGGUCAUGGAAUGUGUAAGAGUUGUUUAGAAGGCUUAAAAAAGAGUAGCAUGGAAAGGAAAAGUUUUAUCUGUCCAACUUGUCGAGAAAAAGUAGAUAACAACUCUGUGACUUCAGCUGCCAUGAUAGAUAGAAUGAUUUUAUCAGUGAAGGUUAAAUGUGAACUUGUCAGCAAAGGAUGUGAAUGGAUUGGUGAGCUCAGUGAUAUGAAGAAUCAUUUACAAAAGAGAUGUGAAUUUCAACUUGUUAGUUGUACAUUUAAAUAUUGUGAAAAGAAGGUGGAACGACACAAGCUAAAGAACCACAAGGAGAAAUGUCCUUACAGGCUGGAAAAAUGCCAGUUUUGCGACUUGACAUUCUUUCGCUCACAAUUCCAGGAUCAUUUACAAAAGAAAUGCGGAUUUCAACUUGUUUGUUGUACAUUUAAACCUUGUGAGGAAAAGAUGGAACAACGGAAGCUAAAAAGCCACGAGGAAAAAUGUCCUCACAAGCUGCAAAAAUGCCAGUAUUGCAACUUGACUUUCCUACGCUCACAAAUUCAGGAUCAUCACAGUAAAUGUGAUCGAUAUCCUGUCAAAUGCCCAAACGACUGCUCAGAUGAAUUUAUGGAGCGACGAACAUUGGAAUAUCAUCAUACCAUAUGUCUAGAAGCGCCUAGUUCAUGUGAAUUUUCAUCUUUUGGUUGCUACGUUCAGUGCUUUAGAAAAGAAAUAUCAGAACAUUAUCGAGACAGUUCACAUAGUCAUUUAUCCUUAACUCUUAACGAAAUUAAAAAACAAGUUAAAGCUAUGAAAAAUAUGCAAGCAGAACUUAAAAGUAUAAAAGGAGAAUUAAAAAUUAUCGAAGCAGUGCAAAAGGAUAUGUUGAGAAUGCAACACGCCUACAACAAUAUGAAAAAUGAGUUGGAAAGCAUGAAUACAAUGAGAAAAGAAUUGAAAAGUGUAAAGAAAGAACUUAAGGAAAAAAAGUCAAUGGAAAAGGAAUUAAAGAGUAUGAAAGAAGAAUUCAAGUGUAUGAGGUCAGAAAAAACAGAAAUUGAAAAUUUGAAAAAAAUGCAAAGAGAAUUUGAAAGCACAAAAAAUGAAUUGAAAAGUAUGAAAAGGGAAUUUAAAAAUUUCAAUGCAAUUAAAAAAAAAGAAAGGAUGAGGCAGAAUAAAGAGAACAGUACAUUUAAAAUUUUAUUGACCGUACUAUUUAAUAAAUUCACUACUUUUUCUUUUGAAAUUUUAACAACAUUAUAUAAGGUACUAGUUAUUCCUUUAUGGAAAUUAUUACAUUUCUUCUUAAUAAGUUUCGUCUGGUUACCUUUAUAUUUAUAUACCUUUGCAUUCGCGCGAGUCCUGCGGAGGAAUUAAGUCUGUAAUUGUCUCAAUUGUAAAGAAAGAUGUUUGGCCUUUUCAUAAAUAAACGAGGGCAUAAAACGGUUAAAAGAGUUAUUUAAGACUAAAAAAAUAAUUUGACCCUAUUCUGAAGAAGUAUAAAACACAAAGGAAAAGAAUAGAUACAUUUAUGUAGAUUUUAACAAGAUCAAAAGAGAAUACUUUGCGGAAUCUCUGAAAUGACCAAAAAGUUCAAUUACUAUAAAAACAGCGAUAUACAAGUGUGUUUGGUAAACAUCCCUUCCCUUUGUUUGUACGACUUUCUAAAGAACAUAGCAUCUAAAAUGAGUUUGGUGACAUUUUGCACAAAAUACGAAAGGGUUUAGAACGUUUCCAACUUGAAUUCAUUCAUAGACUAUGUGAUCAGAAUGAUGUGGAAAUAGAAUUGUAUUUUAAGAAAGGGUGGAGCACGUUUACUAGAAGAAUAUGAAUGAAAUUAAAAGUUUCUGGCCUCCCUACGUGAGGUGGACUUCUAAAUUUGUUUGUGCGGGUUAAUAAAUAUUCUAUUUUCGUUGCUUUGUUUUGUUUUGUUUUGUUUUGUGUUUUGUUUUAUUAUUCUUUGUGUAUUUAAAAUACCUAAUAAUACAAAUCGAAUAUUCAACAAAUAUUAAGGUUGCACUGUAAUUAUUAAUGCAUGUUUAGUUUUAUAUUUAUAUUUCCAUCCAUAUUUUAUUUAUCAGCAUUUAAAACGUCUAUAACAGUCAUGAAAUUGUUCAAAGCGUGGCCCAUCUAAGGUCUUUACGUGGUGUUCAUUUUAUUAGCUUGUUGCGCAUCUCUUAAUAUUUUAGAUGAUAAAACGUGUCACGGUAAGUCUUCCAUUCAUUCAUUUAAAAAGAUGCCCAACAAUCUAUAUUUAGCUACAAUUAGCAGUUUUAGCUACAAUUUGGAGCAUUUAUCACAACAAAGGCAAAUUUCCACAUCACUUCCUUUGCGCGGUUUAGUGGAAUAAAGCCACCCUUCAAGACAAAGCUUUUUCAUGUAAAAAAGUUUUUUCUGAUUCCUUGUACGAAAGGCCAACGUGCUUGUUGUACACAGAACAAACCGGGAGUAGUUUGAAAACACCUGUAAUAAUAUAAAACGGUUCCGUUUUAUGUACAGUCAGAUUAACAGAAAUCGUUGAAAGUUUCUAAAGCUGCUCUACAUACAAAAAAUCUAACGUUCUUGUAAGCUUUCUCUUUUACACCUAGUAUAUGGUUAAUUUUCUUAUAUGUUUUUAUUUUUUGUUUUACUUUCGUGAUUGUUGUAAUUUAGUCAAUUUAUUAUGUAAAACCGCUUAUGUAAAACCCACCUUAAAAAGAUAAUAAGUAAAAAAGUGCAUUAUUUGUUCGGUUACUUCAGAUCCUAGAUAGCAUUUGCUUUCCUACUUGGAAUAAAUCAAAAAAGUGGUCGCAAACAUUGCCGAUGAAAGUAAGGAAGAACCUUUGUUUAGAAGGAAUCGCUUGCAGAAAGGACUUUGCCCUUGCUGAACCUUCUAAAAAACGUAAUCCAUGAAAGCGCUAAUAAAUACGUGCUUAUUUUGCCAAAACCACGCUAAAAACAACACAAUAAAAGUCUUUGAUAUUCGUAUUCAUCUAUUGUUCCCUAUAUAAACUUAUAUAAAUUUGUUGACAGGAAAGACACACUUGCAGAGUAAUUCGCUCACAAUAUUUUAUUUCCUUUGUUAUUCACACUAAACAUGUGUUCAUAUAAACAUUUUAUAUUAGACAUUUCAUAUAUUUUAUAUAUAAAAUACAUAAGAGACAAAGUGUACAUCUUUCCUAAUUACAAAGUUGCGCAGUAAUGAAUUACAAAGUGGCGGAGAAAUCAUUAGGUGGCGCAAAACACGGCGGAAGUACAUAAACUCAAUAAGUCGAAACUAAUUGCAAGCAUAACUUUCUAAAUAACUUUUUGCAAAAAGAAACAUAUCUUUGAAACUCUGAAAAAUGGCAUUACUUUGAUGAAAUAAAUGUAAUUUUUACGCUUCUUUUUUAUAAUGCUUUGUUUGCAAACCAUAUUUCGUUCAUCGCCAACACGACGAAAAAUUUUUUAUUUGUGCAUUGAUUGUCUGUAUUUUUGUGGACUGGGCAACAAGUGAGCAACAAGGAUCUACAACAGAAACAAGUUAGUAGUGAGAAUUCAACGGCAGAAACAAGUUAGUACUGAGGAUUCAACGACAAAAAUAAGUGAGCAGUGAGAAUUCAAAGACAGAAACAAGUUAGUAGUGAGAAUUCAACGACAAAAAUAAGUGGGCAGUGAGGAUUCACCGACAGAAACAAGUUAACAAGUGAACAACGAGGAUCUAAAAAAGAAACAAUUGGGUAGUGAAAAUCAACAACAGAAGCAAGUGAGCAGCAAAAAGCAAGGAAGUAGAGACGAGAUAAAAUUGAAGGGAGAGUAUAAGAAAAAAGGAAACAACCAUGGCAACAUCAGAAAGAAUUAACAAGGAUAUCGAUGUCAUUAUUAAGAUACUAAAACUAUCAGAAAAGGCAGUGUGAAAAUACUUGCCAGGAGAAAAUAAAGGUGCUAGAAAGAACUCUAAAUUAAUCGAAGAACAACGAGACGAAGAGCAUCGGCUUAAAACGAAUGCGCAGAUGCUAAUGUUCAAGGAAGAGAUGAGCGAAGAGGAAGUAAAUGCGUUUGGAGAGCAGAUUGAUGAAAGACUGUUGAAAUCAGAAGAGCACUGCGACCAGUUGCAGAUAACCAUUGGAGCAAUUAAGUAACAUGAGGAACAACAAGCAGCUGCUGAACGAGAGAAAGAAGAACAAGAAAAGAGAAACGCUAUUUAUAAAGAAGAAUUGAAGUUAGAACGGAUGAAAUUAGAGAUAAAAAUAAAAUUCGACGGAAAAACAAUUAAAGCGAAUAAAGGUCAAGAAGUGCAGGUGAAACUGCCAAAGUUGGCGAUUUCCAAAUUUGAAGCAACCCAUCUUGACCGGCAAAGAUUUUGGGGGUAGUUCGAGUCCGAGAUUGAUAAAUCUACACUAUCUGCGUUUGCAAAGUUUUCGUACCUGAAAGAGCUUGUUGGAGCUAAGGCGAAAGUAUGUAUAGAAGAACUACCUCUUACUUGCGAAGGAUAUGGGAAAGCAAAAUCAAUCCUUAAAAAGAAAUUUGGGAAACCAAGUGAAGUGGCAAACGCUCAUAUUCAAGCGAUAAUCCAUCAAUGUAAUGGUCAGAAAUUCCAUGAAUUUUAUGAAAAAACUUACAGUCAAUAGAAACUGUGAUAAAAUUGAAGGAAAUCAAUGGAUACGUUAGACUCACGCUAGACAAGUUACCCUCAAUACGUGCCAAUCUAGUGAGACUGGAUAAUGACUGGCAAGAGUGGUACUCUUGUCAACUUUUAGAAUCGUUGAGGAAAUGGACAGAGAAAAACCCUAUUGCUGUUCAUGGACAAAAGAAGAAAGAACCAAAUAGAGAAAUUUCAUUACACACCAAACAAGGAGAGUGUAAGCCAAGUAAAUGCACCUAUUGUGACGAAGAGAAUCACAAGGCAGUCGACUGUAAACAAGCUGGAGAAAAGAAGAAAGAUCAUUAGCGACAAAAAACUCUGCUUCAAUUGCAGAGAAAGUGGUCAUAGAGCAGUAAAUUUUACAUUAAAGGUUACUCGGACACCCUCGCUCGCUACUACAAAAGAUCCUAUGAACUAUCCGACUGUAAUGGUUUAAGUAAAUGGAGUGAAGUCUCUUGCACGUUUAGAUGCUGCAGCAGGAAGUUUGUACGCGUCUAAUACCCUCAUUAAUCGACUGAGCAUGAAACCCACAAAAAAACAGAAGUGAAAGGAAUAGAAAUGAUGCUUCAUACUUUAAAGAAGAAAAUUGAAAUCUUUAACGUCACCAUUUCAAGCCUGGAUGAGACAUUCACUAUAAACAGUGAGGUUAGUUAGAUCGAAAAUCAGCUUUGUUAUCGCUAUUCAAUCCGAGAUUCUCUGAUCUAAAGAAGAAUUACAGACACUUAAAGAAUGUUUACAUAGAAGAUUAUCAUGCGAAAGAAGAAGUUCCAGUUCACUUGAUACUCGGUGCAUCGGACUAUGCUCGCAUAAGAACAAGAACUGCUCCCAGAAUUGGAAACUCAUGCGAACCUGUAGCAGAACUGACGAAACUGGGAUGGACGAUAAUAUCUCCUGGAAAAGAAGUUGACCUCACGAACUUGUAUCUAAUGCGAAGUUUUAGUGAAGAUUAUGAACGCCUUUGUGCAUUAGAUGUGCUGACACUAGAGGAAGUUAGCUGCGGAAGUCAUGACGAAGUUUACCAAAAGUUCAAGAAUCUUAUUAAGGCCCCAGAAGUGUGGUACGAAACUGGUCUUUUAUGGAAGACGGACGGGCUACCAGAGACCAACAAACAAGGAAGUUUGGGAAGACUCGACAAUCUUUUAAGCAAACUCAAGAAAAAGCCCGGGUUGUUGAAGGAGUACAACGAAAUAAUGGUUAAACAAUUCAGCAAAGGUAUCAUAGAAAAGGUCACUCGCAAAGCAGUAAGUGGAAAAUAAUUUUAUCUUCCUCAUCAACCGGUGGUUCGAGAACAGGCCGAGACUACCAAGGUGAGAAUUGUAUAUGACGCCUCUGAUAGACCCAAUGAUAGCAGCCCAUCCCUUAAUGAUAGCCUUGAAACUGGCCCGCCAUUGCAGAAUCUGCUCUGGAACAUCAUGGUGAGGAACAGGUUCAAAUCAUUCAGUUUAUGUGAAGACAUAAACAAGCCUUCUUGCAAAUAAGAAUCAUAAGGGAAGAUAGAGACUGCCUUAGAUUUUAUUGGUCGAUGAUCAGAUGAGGAGAAACCUAGAGCCUUUGAGAUUCACACGAGCAAUAUUUGGUAUGGGACAGUCACCUUUUCAUUUUAAAGGAACGGUAGAUGUCCACUUUGAUGAAAUGAAAAGGCUUCACUAUGACCUUAAGGAAAUUAUCGAAGAAAUAGAAGACGACCUUUAUGUGGACGACCUCAUAUCUGGAGGUGUUAACGUAAAAGAAUCUGCAAAACUGAAAGAGAUCGCCAAGUCUACGUUUGGUGAGGCCGGCUUUGUGCUGCAUAAAUGGCAUUCGAACAAAAGAGAUUCGAACUAGAAGAUCACGAAGCAAUUGCCUCGUCUGCAGAACAGAGCUAUGAUAAACAAACCCUUGGUGUACGAAUCCAAGAUUCCCGGCUUAGCUUGUAAAAAGAAGGAUGACACCCUUGCUGUUAAUAUACAGGAGUUAAUCGAUGAAGAAACAAAGAGAGGCAUACUGCAAUUUUUAGCGUCAAUAACUCCCUUAGAUUUGCCCCGCCUGUUUUAUUGGUUGGAAAACUCAUUUACCGAGAAGUCUGCGAACAGAAGUUCAACUGGGAUCAACCCUUGUCACAAGAAUUGUCUCGAAGAUGGAAACGCUAGAUCGAUUCACUUCCUGCGAAAGUUGAGCUGCCGAGAACGCUUGCUAAGUUGGAGCAACUUAUCAACAAAAUUGAUCCAUACGUAUUUGGUGACGCAAGCUCCGAUGGAGUAUUAGCAGCUCUGUAUGCAGCAGUUUUAUCAUUAUAUAGAAGUAACACAAGGUUUGGUCACGUCCAAAAGUCGUCUAGCAAAAAAGAAAGUACCAUUCCACGUUUAGAGCUCAUUGCAUCUCACAUGGCAGCUAAUUUUAUGGAAAAUGCUUGGUCUGCGUUAAAACGAUAUCCUGUAGCUGAGUGCUUCGAAUAGAGCUUAUUUUAUUUUACAUGUAUGUUCAUGUCGACAUGAUGCAACAAACAUCAACCUCGGAGAUAUUAACAACGAAACACCAUUGCAUUAUGCUGAACAAAAUCAUUUGAAAUUUUUAAUUGUUUUCUGCCUGAAAGAUAAAAAAAUUCUGAUUUGUUCAUGCAGGCACUUCAAUAUUAUGUAAGGCAUUCAUCAACGAUUGUGUCAUUGAUGUGGAAAUAACUUUUGGAUUCGUACAAAGCCUGGUCAUAGCGUAAAAGUCGUAAAAACACUAUGCGAGAAACAAAAUUAUUUCUGGGUUGACAGAUUUCACGUCAACUUUUAUAGCUUUUGAUAUCGUUACAUGGAGCGAAAAAGGGCUUCAUGUUAUAUUUUGAAUAAUUUUCUUGAUAUUAUCAGAUCAAUAAUCUUCAAUUUUGGUGUUCAAUUUUAACUGUCAAUAUGAGAAAACUAGUCGAUAAGGCCCGUGGAAAAAUCCACUUAGGCAGAAGGACAAUGGGAAAAUAGGUUGCUUUUAGAUGUUUUUCUGACGUCAGCAGUGCAUAUACAAAAAAAUGUUCUUAAAAUCUUACACAAAAUGUCAAAUAUCAAAUCGCAUUAAAUCCUCCACACAAAUCUUACACAAAAUAAAAAAGAACAGCUUCCAAGGUGUAAAAUCUAGUUGAUAAAAAGUUACAACAACGACACUCAAACAUCGACACUCGAAACAACAACACUAAACUCACAAAACCGACAGUAAGAAGACCGACAGUUACAACACCAACAGUCACAACACGGAUAAUAACAAUGUCAGAAAUAACGCAUCUCAAAUAUGUAUAUACAUCUUAUAAGUGAUUAUGUUGAAAACCCUCAGUAUUUUAUUCUGAAGUGUCAAAAAGGAGGCCUCCAAGAGUUAGCACAAAUCAACAAAAAUAAGUUUUUUACACAGUUUAAAUAUUGUUUUCCCCUUACGCUUAUACAAAAAUAUGAAAAAGCCAUAGUUUGGAAAACAUCAAAUUUAAAUCUAGAAAAAUCAGUCAUUUCAGUUGCAUACCAUCCUCUCCCACAAAAAUUUACACAAAAUGUAAAAAUCAACCAGUUAAGAACACAAAAAUUUUCUCUUUUAGUUCCGUACUGCCCUUUACCAGCAAUUUUAAACAUAAAUGUCAAAAAAUCAAUGAGCAAAGAAUAAACUUGAAUCAACAAAGAUUAUGUGUAGAGCUUGAAACACUAAUCAAAAUAAUGUAUAGAAUCAAGUACAACACUUACAAUAAUACAGUAAUAAAGUCAGAAAUAAGACAUCUCAAAUAUUUACUUCGUUGAAAACCUUUAAUAUUUCAAUCAGAAGUGUCAAAAAACAUCAAAUUUAUAUCUGGAAAAUCAUUUAUUCGAUUACAUACUAUCCUGUUUCCUAAAAAUAUAUAUACACAAAUUGUAAAAAUUAACAGGUUAAGAACACAAAAAAAUUUUCCUUAGUAUGAUGAUCUGUAGUUACCUUUACCAACCAUUUUAAACGUGAAUGUCAAAAAUAAAUAAGGAGUAAAUUUGAAUCAACAAAGAUAUUAUUUUUGGAAAACAAAGUGCAUAUACGGUCCGUCCUCACAAAAGUUAACACAAAAUGUAAAACAGAUCGGUUUUUGAGGAGCACAUCCAAAUCAACAAAAAUCAGCUCAUUUAGCAUGUUCUAUAUUGCUAUUGUCCAUAAAUCUUCUACAAAAAGGUAAACACAUCAAAUUAUAGAAAAAUCAGGCAUUUCAUAAAAUAUAAAAAACAAAAAAGUUUUUUCAUCAUCAAUAAACACAGUUAUAUAUUACCACAAUUAUAAAAAUCUUAGCAAAAACGUGAAACCAUGGAAUUUUCUUCCAGCAAAAAUGACAUCACAUACAGUUUAAUUCUCCCCAACAAAAGUUUAUAAUACGAACUAUGAAAAAGCCAUUAGCUUACACAACAGCCUUCAGUGGAGGCCAAUUCUACAAAAUUUGUGCUUUCAGUAUAUAUUGCAUGUGGUCUUUUUCCCACACAAAAAAGAAAAUUUUAAAAAACAGCAGUUUGCAACACAAACAAAAACACGAACAACCUUCCCGAACCGAAUGACUAUCCUCUCAUAAAUUAAAAUAAAGUCAAAAACCCAUGUAAAUUUCCAAUCAAAUGUCUACACCCCCCUGUAAAAAUAACCUGGCAUUUUACAUGUAGGCUGACGCUUUAAAUUCUGGAAAAAAAAAUUCCACUUGUCAUAUUGCACGUGGUCCCUUUGUAAAGUUUACAGGAAAUGCGAAAAGAAAUAUAAAAUACAUCUGCAAAAGUUCAAGACUUUAAAGAUUUUGUAUCGUGCUCAUAAAAGAAAAGAAGUUAAGGAAACUAAGGUAGCUAGCUAUAGAUAAUUAAAAAAAAGGAAUAAAAAUAUAAGUCAUAGGUUAGAGCUAGCCAUGGGAUGAGAAGAGCAGGCAUUGGAGGCCAACAUUAGCUAGCUAACAGUAGCUAAGACCCCCAGUUAAAUAUACUUAACCUGGGAACACUUAGCUAAAACUAAAGCUAGCUAUUUAUGCUUAGUAAAACACAUAUAAAGAGAAACAAUAGUAAUGUAAAAAUAAUAACAUAACAGUGAGCAGUAAGUUCAACAAACCAAAGUUUUCCGUUUGUUAGUCAGCUAACAGCUUUAUGUAGCAUUUUGAAUUUUAGGACAAACACAUUAGUUACGCACCAGGGGAUACAUUAAUUAUGCAACAAAAACAUAAACAAAUAUGGUGGCUAGGUUUGUUUUUAAAAAAGCGCUAAAAUAUAAAACUUCAAGAAUUUGAGGCUUUUCUUGGAAAAUGCGAGUCUGCUUGCUCCAGUGACAUAAAAACUAAACGUCUAAAAACAUCAAAGUUCUUACUAUUAUUGAUUUUAAAUCCACUUCAAACUCUAGCCUUUAUUUUCUAAUUCUAACUUUACUACUUUACUUCUAGCUCUAGCUACCACUUCUUAAUUCACUUCUUGGACUUUUCUUUCUCUGAAUUACUUUUUGCACUUUUUUCAAGACGAAGGGACCGUUCUUUUUUUGUUGUUGUUUUCGGUGUCGAGGGACACCAUUUUUGUACAGAAAGCCGUUAAAUUUAUUUCAGCAAAUCAAGUUGAUCCAUUUUGAUCACGUGAUGUAAACAAAGUAAACCUGCUAGCAAAAUGGAUAUAACUUUUUCGGAGACUUGAAAGGAAAUUUCGGCUACAUCAAAGGAAAAUGAACACAUCCACUUUGCCUGUCACAGACAGACGGACACACUUAGCGUAUUAUUAUAAGAGAUGACAAUAUACGACGGUCUGUGUACGAAAUUGCAUUUUUACAAGUUUUCUUGGUUCUCAUAUUUUUCAAAUUUCUUUAUUUUUAGAUGACGAGCGAACCCAUUUUUUUAUUAUAAUUAUAAUGUAAAUGAAUUUGUACAUAUUCAUACCAAAACAAUACUAAAUUUGCAGAAUAUUCGCUGACAAAGUUAUAAAAUAUUUGCUCACGUUCUGAUUAUGAAAUAAAUUCCUUCGCAGGAGGGCUUUUGGCGUCACCCCCUGACUUUUAAUUUCGCUGGCAAAUAGUGGUUUUACGUGUAAUUUUUGGUAAAGAAUCACAAACCAGCUCAAAACAAAGCCUUGUAAAAAUGAAAAUUUAUUUACUGGCACCUUUGAAACCACAAAAUUAGCAAACUAAAAAAUGGAAAAUGUUUUAGCGGUGUAUAUCGCUCGAUGGAGUUACAUUGGUCACCAUUGGUCACCAUUUUACGGCUGGCAAGUGAAAAACUUUACCUUGAGGGGGUAAAUCGAAAGAAAUAAUAAAUUAGAAAUAUUUAUUAGAAACCCAUAAAAAAUCACUAUUUAAUGGCCUUUUUAUAAUCCUAUUUGGUAGGGGAAUUGAGGGAGGUUAUUGGAACAGUUGUUACGAAACUUUGUGAAUAUUAAUAUGCUUAUAGCAAGCAACAUUUCCAAAAAUAUCGACUCUAUCUGUUGACGUCGUCACAAGUUAUGAUGCAUUGUUUAAAACUACUAUACUAAACGUUCUCAGCAAACGCAAAGUGAUAUAAAUUCUCAUAUAGGCAUGAACAUUUCACAAGGGUUUGUUUAUGUUAUUACAGGAUUUUCACGAUUCUAUUCCACUAUAUAAAACAUAUGGGAUUUUUUAGGGUGUUGCCAAUAACUAUCUAUCUUUAUGGGCAUAAACUUCAAGAUAUGUUAUGAACCAUUGUUACUGCUAACAGAAAAUCUAAAUAGAAUGGAAAAUCAAUCCUUAGAACGUUCUCAAACGCGUUUAUAAACAAAAAGCUGUUGCUACCACUUUGUUGUUUUAUACUACAUAACAUACCACAACAUAGCCCGGGUUCCUGACGCUCUCAUCGGCAUUACGGCGACUACACGGUUCAGGGCCGCAAAAAGUAGAAAAAAAAUUCCAAAGUCUUUUUCCUUUUUCUGUUUAUUUUUUGUUUUUUUUUCUUUAACGCAGGACACAAAUUAAUAGCAGUAUAUACUUACAAACUGAAUUGUGCAUAUCCUGGGUAAAAAUUCAUGAAUAAUAAUCGUUUUAAUAAAUAAUUCUGUUUAUUGUCAUUUAUUUCAUUCUAUGUCAUAUUCCGUACUUCAUAAUUCCAUUUUAUUGCUUUUAAAAUGUCCAUAAACACCCUACCUCCUGUAAAUAGCUCUCGCUAAUUAAGCAGGAGGUAGUGUACAACUAAAAUUACCUUUUCCACAAGCUUUCUUAUUUACGUUCUUUGUGACCUCACAUGCUCACAUAUACUAUGAAAAAACAACAAAAGUUUCUUCAAAGAAAUACACCUAUAGCAUGUCCACAACGUUAAAAACAAAGUGCUCAACAAACAGAGCGGACGAUGUAGCGCAGUUAAAAAUGUGUUUUGAAAAGGAAAGAUAAAGAGGAGAUUUCUCAGAAAAGAGAGAAAAAGUCGACACAAGCACAUUCAAUGAGGUAAAUCUGUAUAAUCCUAUCAUGUUGAGGUGUCUUCAUAUGCUUGCUCUCGAAGCUUUGGUUCGUUAAACAUGUGAAUAACAUUGCAUUUGGUAUAAAAUUUCAUUUUAAGCGCUGGAAGGCCUUUUUAGGGUAAAAGCAUCUUCUUUUUCUGAUCACCGCUUCUAUUACCCCUACCAUUUUUAAAGUAACGUUUAAAUUCGCAUAAUUAUGAGUAAUUAAUCGGGAAAAGUUCGUUUUUUUUUAACUGUCAAAAAUUCAAAUCAGGGUCCACCUGACUUUUUUUUCUUCCCUCACUCAAAAACUGCAGAAGAAGAAUUAGAAAAAAAAGUCAGGUAUGCCAGGCUAACCACAACGUUGCUUUGUUUGAGUUUAUAGACGCGGCCUGCAAAAUGUUCAUGCUCCCUGAAAAAAAAUUUCAGUCAACAUUGUGUGAACACUAAGAAACUGAAACGUAACACAUAACGCUGUCGAAAACAAUCAAAAUGUUAUCGGUCAUAACAUGUUCAAAACAGUGUCAGAGAGUCAACAUUAUAUAUUAAGAGACUUAAAAGUAAGUCAAAACGUGGAAAAUUAUAUAGGAAGUUAAUAGAAGUGUAGAUUGAAAAGGUUUUUUUUAUUCUGAUUGAUUAAAAAUUUCUAAAAAUAAGCAUGUUUGAGGAACGGCCAGAAAAGAAUGAAAAAGAAAAAAGAUACACCAUACUACUUUUCAAUCCAACAUUCACCGUUUUAGGCUUGAAACGCUAAAAAAAGUUGGGUUUUUUUGCCUAUUCAAAAUUCGAAAUACAUACAGCGUUUCGUGUGUUUUGCUACUUGCGGAGUAAUUUUGAGCAGACAAACAGACGUAUACGGGUAUUGCAAUGAAGAUAGUUUGGUCAAUCGCUAGUAAGAAAUGGUAAGGCAAAAUUGCUGGCUAAACAAACUCAUACUUUGCUACGCAGUAUGACUGAAUGAACCACAGACGUUUUUAAAGGAAGAGCAGUGUUUGUGUUAGCCCUAGGAAUGUAUACAUUUUCUAGCUAGAAUAUUGAGAAAGUUUGGGUGUCAAUAUUAUUUUCUGGUAUUAAUAUGCUUAGGCGUGUUUUUGUAUCCAGCACAAGACAAUUAUAAUCCUUAUAAAUAUAAAUAACAUGUUACAAUAAAAUAAUUUUAUAAAAUAUAACUUUAAAUAAAAAAAGAUAUAAUUUAAUCUCUAAUCUUUCCGGAUUC
Messenger RNA from Hydractinia symbiolongicarpus, 13664 nucleotides. RefSeq names its product TNF receptor-associated factor 4-like. Lineage: Eukaryota; Metazoa; Cnidaria; Hydrozoa; Anthoathecata; Hydractiniidae. The record is from RefSeq and is a predicted model, not a curated record. Gene Ontology annotation, molecular function: zinc ion binding. The transcript is spliced from 9 exons. The coding region runs from base 422 to 1876 and encodes 484 amino acids.